This is a messenger RNA of Colletotrichum navitas, 1287 nucleotides long. RefSeq lists its product as uncharacterized. The transcript has 3 exons. Gene Ontology annotation, cellular component: cytosol. Gene Ontology annotation, molecular function: mRNA binding. Gene Ontology annotation, biological process: mRNA splice site recognition. The record is from RefSeq and is a predicted model, not a curated record. Bases 1 to 1287 code for a protein of 428 amino acids. Lineage: Eukaryota; Fungi; Ascomycota; Sordariomycetes; Glomerellales; Glomerellaceae.
AUGGACGGUAUCAACCCCUACAACCCCGCUCAGGGCAACGGUGCCCCUCCUCCCAACGCCAACGGCGACGGCUUCGGUACUCCCGUCUCUGGCGGCAUGCCCUUCCCCGGCAACAAUGGUUCCGGAGAGAUUCCCGGCGGUGUGCAGGCCCCUAACCAGCAAGACGCGAAUAAGAACACUCUCUGGUCAUGGCGCAGGAUGGGCGAGCUCGAGCCCUGGAUGGAUGAGAACUUCAUCAAGGGCGUCUUCCUCACCGCCACCGGAGAGCCUGUCAACGUCAAGGUCAUCCGCGACAAGACGUCUGGCAAUGCCGGAUACUGCUUCGUCGAGUUCACCUCGUCUGAGGCUGCCAGCAAGGCCCUCACCUUGAACGGCUCCCCCGUUCCCAACUCCAACCGUGCCUUUAAGCUCAACUGGGCUUCUGGGGGCGGCAUCAACGACCGACGCGACGACCGUGGUCCUGAGUACUCGAUCUUCGUCGGCGACCUCGGCCCAGAGGUCAACGAAUACGUUCUUGUGUCCCUCUUCCAGGCGCGGUUCCCCUCUUGCAAGUCUGCUAAGAUCAUGACGGAUGCCAUGUCGGGACAGUCGCGUGGCUACGGCUUCGUCCGUUUCACCGAUGAGCAGGAUCAGCAGCGAGCUCUCGUUGAGAUGCAGGGAGUCUACUGUGGCAACCGCCCCAUGCGCAUCUCCACGGCCACCCCCAAGAACCGUAACCACGGCGGCCCGUACCAGCAGCAGCACCACGGCAACCAGAUGAUGGCUCCCGGCCUGCCUCCUCACCAGCAGGGAUUCUACGGGGUUCCCUCGCCUGCUCAGUACGGCGGUGCUUAUGGCGCCCCCUACAACCCUCCUGGCCAGCAGAUGAACCAGUUCACCGACCCCAACAACACCACCGUUUUCGUCGGCGGCCUCUCUGGCUACGUCACCGAGGACGAGCUCCGUAGCUUCUUCCAGGGCUUUGGCGAGAUCACCUACGUCAAGAUCCCUCCUGGCAAGGGCUGCGGUUUCGUUCAGUUUGUCCACCGCCACGCUGCCGAGAUGGCCAUCAACCAGAUGCAGGGAUACCCUAUUGGAAACUCCCGCGUCCGUUUGAGCUGGGGCCGCAGCCAAAACAACUCUGGUGUUGGUACCCCCUACCGUCCUGCCCCUCCCCCGCCUCACUACUUUGCCCCCCCCGGCCCCGGCGCCUACGGACCUGCUCACUUCGGUGCUCCUGGUCCUCACGGCCCCCCGGGACCGCAGGGCCCCCCUGGUGCCCCUCCUCAGGUAAGGUUCCCUGGGUAG